UGUUUUGGUUCUAGUUCUGUAGGUGUAGAAUGAUAGCAAUUGGGAAUUUACAAAAUAGAAUCUAAAUUUACAGACACUUUACAUCAAUUAAUGUUUAAGUGACUGACGUAUUAUGUAGUUUUUCAAUUAAUAAGUUCUAACUAUAACGUGUGUAUUCUCUUGACUAUUUUUACGUUUUUUGUUGAGGAGUGCCAUAGGUUAAUGGCAAUGAGUGAAUAAUUUUGAUCAUGCCCGAUAGUUGGAACUAGUUUGUUAAUGAGAACUGAAUACCUUUUAGCAACUUAAAGCAUGUUUCAUAGCUAUGAAAUAUAAAUGAGUAGUUUUCUGUGACUUAUAACAUAAUUUCUAAAACACUGCAGGCUACAGUGGUGCCAUAGAAGGAACGUUAUUUAAUUUUUACUCUUAAAAGCGAAUUUGAAUAUGUUUCAGAGAAAAUCUUUUGAUCACAGGGAUGUAAGGUAUCAUAGCCUUAAAAGAAGUGGAAUCAACAGUUCUGACUACAUUGAUACUCAGUGGUAUGGGACAAAAGCAAUCCCGUGGAAAGCCAUUCUCCUUGCUUUCUUUCUCUGUGUUGGUGGAACAUGUCUGCUAAUAACAGGAAGUCUGAUAGUCUCGGGACACAUAGAUGCAAAAUAUGCUGACCGAAUGUGGCCAGUGAUCAUCAUCGGCCUACUGAUGUUCCCACCCGGAGCAUAUCAUCUGCACAUUGCGUUCUGCGCGUACAAGGAGUACCCCGGUUACUCUUUCACUGACAUUCCUGAGUUUGAUUAGGGAAUGAUUUUAUAAUCAAAAUUAGUCAUAGUUUUGUAGCCGUGCUAUGCAUUUUAAGUCAGUAUACGAUCCUAAUUUCACAUUGCAUUUUAAGCCUCGUGUCCUACAAUUUUUAGCUAGUCAGUUUCGCUUGCCUUAAAUGGUUAAAUUAUUUUUAUUUCUACGACUGAAACACUAGUAGUAGCUAGUCAUUGUUAUGUAACUGAUAGCGAUCUAAGAUUUACAAUAACUAAUUUAGUAGUGUGUCUAAGAAUGCUGGCUACACUUCAGAAGUAUGGGGGGAAUAAUGUUCACAUUCUCUUAGACAUGUUCAAAAAACCUGAUGAUUUGAUUGACUUAAUGUAAAUAAUUUAUGUGUUCACUAUGAAAAAGUGACUGUUAUCGUACUUUAUGAAAUAACCACAAUGGUCAGAUGGUACAGAACUGGCAUUCACAUAGAUGGGGAAAAUAGGAGGUUUAUUAUGAAAGAAUCCUCUUUAUUUAGCAAAUAGAAAAUUAAUCAACAUGAAUUACAGAGACUAUGUAAUUAUUAUUUUUUAUAAUUUUAUUUUUGUCAACAAUAGAGGUUAAAAUGAUCUAAUUGACAUUUCCGAUAAUAAAUAAUAUAAUACACUACACUACUACAUAGAAUGCUUGUAUGAAUGUCAUUUCUUAAAUUAGUUGUGUAACAAUUCAGUACAGAAAUAAACAAAAUCUAGAGUCCUUGA
Messenger RNA from Homalodisca vitripennis (glassy-winged sharpshooter), 1478 nucleotides. Its product is annotated as transmembrane protein 230-like. Gene Ontology annotation, cellular component: endomembrane system. The transcript has 3 exons. The coding region runs from base 421 to 771 and encodes 116 amino acids. NCBI's taxonomy places the organism in Eukaryota, Metazoa, Arthropoda, Insecta, Hemiptera, Cicadellidae. The record is from RefSeq and is a predicted model, not a curated record.